AUGGCGUCACCUUCGAAAUUCGACCCGAACCACCUUGGCAAAAACACAUGGGUCCCAAACAUCGAACCGGGCAGCGACUUCUCGAUAUACAACCUGCCGUUCGGUAUCGUGUCGACAAAGUCCGAUCCCGCGCCGCAUGUCGCCGCAGCCAUCGGCAGCCAUAUACUCGAUCUCAAAGUGUUCUUCACUCACCCCGAAGGGCCGUAUCACAGACCCUUCCCCUCCUUUCACGAAUUCGACGGAUUCGAGGCACUCCUACUGGAUGUCUUCUCCCAGCCAACGCUCAACGCCUUCGCCGCACUCGGCCGGGCCGUCCGUUCCAAAGUGCGCAACACCCUGCAGCAGCUUCUCGUCGCCCAAACACCGUAUCCUUCUGUGCUCCGUGACAACAUGCCGCUGCGAGCCGCCGCGCUGCUUGAGGACUCGGAAGUCACGGCAAUGCACCUACCUAUGACCAUUGGCGAUUACACCGACUUCUAUGCCGGCUACUACCACGCCCACGCCGUUGGUACUCUGUUCCGCGGGCCUGACGCCGCUCUGCAACCCAACUACCUGCAUAUGCCUAUCGGUUACCAUGGGCGGAGCUCCAGUAUUGUCGUCUCAGACACUCCAAUUCGCCGGCCCGUAGGGCAGGUCGCCCAUGUCGGUGAGGACGGAAAGCAGAUUGUGUCGACGGGGCCGACGCGCAAGCUGGACAUCGAACUCGAGUUGGGGUGUUUCAUCGCGAGUGAGAACCGAAUGGGCGAUAGUGUCGAUGUGGAUUCGGCAGCCAAGUAUGUGUUUGGCUAUGUCUUGCUGAACGACUGGAGCGCGCGGGACGUGCAGGCCUGGGAGUAUGUCCCGCUCGGCCCAUUCAAUGGCAAAAACUUUGCCACGACUAUUAGCCCAUGGGUGGUGCUGGCCGAGGCUAUGGAACCGUACCGCACCGUGCCCGGUCACGAGCUCGACAGAAAAUCAUUGCAACCGUAUUUGUGUGAAGCGAAUACGGAAAAUGUUCUUGAUAUCAACUUGCGAGUCUACUUGCAAACCACUGCGGGCGUCACGACUCCCAUCACUCGUACUAAUUCGCGGUACCUCAUCUGGUCCUUCCCGCAGAUGAUUGCGCACCACACGUUGGGUGGCUGUCCGCUGCGCACCGGUGAUCUGCUUGGGUCGGGGACCAUUAGUGGGCCCGAUGGGUCCUAUGAGAGCGGGAGCUUGCUUGAGGUGACUGAGAAUGGCAAGAAGCCGUUGAAGUUAGUGCAAACGGGGACGCGCACCUUUCUUGAGGACGGCGAUACGGUUAUAAUCCGCGGGUUCGCCGGCGCAGAUUGGUCGAGGGUUGGCUUUGGCCCAUGUCGCGGUAAGAUAAUAGGUCCAUCGUUGAAGAAGUGA
This is a messenger RNA of Dichotomopilus funicola, 1374 nucleotides long. RefSeq lists its product as uncharacterized. The transcript is spliced from 2 exons. Lineage: Eukaryota; Fungi; Ascomycota; Sordariomycetes; Sordariales; Chaetomiaceae. The record is from RefSeq and is a predicted model, not a curated record. The coding region runs from base 1 to 1374 and encodes 457 amino acids. Gene Ontology annotation, biological process: L-tyrosine catabolic process; homogentisate catabolic process; L-phenylalanine catabolic process. Gene Ontology annotation, molecular function: fumarylacetoacetase activity.